Trematomus bernacchii (emerald rockcod) is the source of this 2507-nucleotide messenger RNA. RefSeq names its product leucine rich repeat containing 29 (gene fbxl9). Gene Ontology annotation, molecular function: protein binding. NCBI's taxonomy places the organism in Eukaryota, Metazoa, Chordata, Actinopteri, Perciformes, Nototheniidae. The coding region runs from base 142 to 2109 and encodes 655 amino acids. Gene Ontology annotation, biological process: SCF-dependent proteasomal ubiquitin-dependent protein catabolic process. Gene Ontology annotation, cellular component: SCF ubiquitin ligase complex. The record is from RefSeq and is a predicted model, not a curated record. The transcript is spliced from 12 exons.
CAGUGUUUUCCCUCGCUCAGCUGAUCCCAGUCAGACUGCCUACGGAAAUGUUGUACAGUGCAGGAUAAAGUAGCUUAGUGACAUGACAGCAUGCAACACAAAGACCUCUGUUGGCUUCCAUUGAUCUGAGGAGAAGCUGAGAUGGAAGACUGCAAUGGGGAGGACAUUAUAGCAACACCUGAGCUACCUCUGGAGAUCAUAGUUUACAUCCAGAGCUUUCUUCAAGCUUCAGACAGGAAGGAUGCCUCGCUGGUCUGCCGCAGCUGGUACUACGCCAGUCAGGACUUCCACUUUCAGAAGAACCUCACCUUCAGCUUCCCGGCUUCAGCCUCGUCCCUGGAGCUGAUCAAGGGUCUGGGCAGGAAGUCCCGCUGCAGUCUGAUUAUCAAACAGCUCGAUGGGUUCAGCAUGUCCAGGUCACUGCUCAUGGAGGUGGGUCUGUGUUUGGGCUCUAAGCUGGAGAGCUUGGCCCUGCCCGGCAGCAGUAUAACAGAGGCCUCUCUGCUGAGCCUCCUCCCCCGCCUCACCUCCCUCCGCAGGCUGGACCUCAGGGGUCUGGACAGCCUCUUCAUGUCUGGGGCUUUCCUCUCCAGAGAGGAGCACAGACACCAGGUGAGGUCAGCUCUGUCUGGUCUGGAGGAGCUGGACCUGUCCGACCUGCGCUACCUCUCCGACCUCACCUUCAACCGGCUCACCAGCUGUACCCCCGGCCUACGCCGCCUCUCGCUGGCCGGCUGCCAUAUCGCCUUUGAGUUCGACCCGUAUCGAGGGUGCCCAGCGGGGGCUGUUAAGGAUUCGUCAGCACUGCUGUCACUGAGGAACUUGAAGAGGUUGGUAACGGAGCAGAGAUGGACUCUCGUAGCUUUGGACCUCAGCAGAACCUCCAUCACACCCGAUUCACUACGCACUGUUGCACAGGUUCCAGAUUUGGUCUUAGAGGAACUGCGUCUGCACGGCUGUAAGGAGCUGACCGAUUACUCAAUAGAAGUUCUGGUGAAGCACCAGCCGAGCCUCCAGAGGCUGGACAUCAGUGCCUGCACGGAGCUGACCAGCAGGUCUGUGGAGGCCGUAGCUCAGGGCCUGAAGGCACUGACACAGCUCUCUCUGUCCCGCGACUGGAGGAUCACUGAAAAAGGCCUCGCUGAAUUACUGUCAGUGUCCUCCCUGAGGAGUCUGGACCUGUCUGAGUGUCUGCACGUCAGCGGGACAGAGAUAGUGAAAGGCCUGACAGGAUGCACCACUGCCCGAGCACAGCUGGACACACUGAGCCUCAAGAGCUGCACCUACAUACGGGAUUUUGCAGUUUUCUCUCUCACACAGCUUCUGGGGAAUACCCUCCGUGAGCUGGACUUGACAUUGUGUGUUAAUGUGACUGACCUGUCUGUGCGAGCUAUAGCCACUUACCUGCAGGGCCUGGUGGUUCUGCGGCUGGGCUUGUGUAAAGAAAUCACAGAUUGGGGUCUGCUGGGGAUGGUGGAAGCAACCAAAUGUGAGCCGGACCAGGAGACGGCAGAUAAGGGUCCGAGAUUCACCCGGACUUUCGGCAACAUGGGUUUCUUCAAGCCUCCGCGUUUACCCUUUGAUGAGAAACCCAAGCUGGUGACGCAUAAUGACCUGCAGCAGUUCAAGCAGCAGGCUGGAGCGUCUCUGUUAGCUCUGAACAGGCUGCAGGAGCUGGACCUCUCCGCCUGCCCCAAGCUCACCGACAGCAGCAUCACCCAGGUGCUGCGUUACCCAGACCUGCGCCGCCUGUCGCUCUCCAUGCUGCCGGAGAUCACGGACGCCAGCUUGGCCUCGGUGGCCUGUCACUGCCGCAGCCUCACCAGCCUGGCCCUGAGCCACUGCCCGGGCAUCAGCGACCGCGGAGUGGCUCAAGCUGCACCGUACCUCCACCGGCUGCAGCACCUCUACCUCUCCGGCUGCAGCAACAUCACUGACAGGUCUCUGUUCCUCCUGCUGCAGCACUGUGACCGUCUGCAAACACUCGACAUCUCAAGUUGCAAAAACAUCUCCCCAACAACGGUGGACCUCCUUCAAUCCAGGCUGCCCUUCUUGGAGAAUGUCCACCACAAAUUCAUAGGUGGGGCUGAUAUAUCCCUUACAUUCUGACUGACUGAAUGUCCUGGAAGACCACUUGUCCUUUUUUCAGAGACAAAAACCUGCUGACCAAAGACUGCUCCAUGAGUUUUGCACAUUUUUUUUACACAAGAACUGAAGGAAAGAUGUGUGUGUGUGUGUACUGUGGGAGCAGCUUGUCUCCUGAACGUCACCCUGUUAGUGAGUUUAUAAAAGUGUCUUCAGUGUGAGAGAGGUACCUCUAAUGUGGAAAUACUAACAUUUGUUGUUCUGCGUGGCGUCAAAAAUAACUAGACAGGGUGGAGACAACUGACUGAAAACAUACUUCCCUCUACAUGUAUCUGUUAAAACCAAGAGCAACCCUGUACACUGAGACACAGCUGCCACAGUUUGAAGGAAAUAUGCUCACAAUAAAUCAUAUUUUGCUUUUU